This is a messenger RNA of Canis lupus familiaris (dog), 1690 nucleotides long. RefSeq names its product COX assembly mitochondrial protein 2 homolog. Gene Ontology annotation, cellular component: mitochondrion. The record is from RefSeq and is a predicted model, not a curated record. Bases 699 to 926 code for a protein of 75 amino acids. The transcript has 2 exons. NCBI's taxonomy places the organism in Eukaryota, Metazoa, Chordata, Mammalia, Carnivora, Canidae.
UAGGGUGCAGGAAGCCCAGGGAUGAACGGUACCAGGUCUCUGGCAACCUCCUGGCUGAGAAGGUGCAGUGGGAAGCUACCAUGGAGCAGCCGGGCCCAUCUGCAAGCCCUUUCUCAGCUAAAACUCCCUCCUUCCAGUUAUUAUAUGCAUGUAUACGCAUAGAGAACAUUUCAAUGAAGAAGAAGAGGAAGAAGGAGGAGGAAGAGAAGGAGAAGAAAACCAAGAAGGGAAAGCAUCUAUUUCCCAUGGGGCCAGAGUCGGGAUGCCCAACAGUGAUGUAAAGAGCAGAAGUCCGGCCAAUGACAGAAUCUUCCCAACAUGUCAUAUGUUUAUUUCAAAAAUCAAACAAUCUCUGAUAAAUAUUUACCCCCAAUGCUGGCAGGAAAGAGGGAGGGAGGUGCUGGAAUCAGUUGUUUGAAGGAUUAUCUUUUGCCUGUGGGAACUUCCCUAGAGUGUUGUCUAUAGCAACCCCGCCCCCCAGCCCCCCAUCCAUACACCUUUCUGUGACCUGAGCUAUAAAAAGGGCAUCUCUGAGCCCGGUCAGCUGUGGAGGGCAUGGGAGCUUUUGCCACCGGGAGCUGCCCAGGGCCCAGGCCACCAGCCUUUGGAUGGGGAGUCUCCGCUGGUGACUGUAGCUUCAGCCCUCUGGGUGUGGCCGAUAAUCAGGUUGCUCUGUUGUGCUCCUUCACCUUCUAAAGAUGCAUUGUCUUAUCUCUCUACACCUGCACACUGAAGAAUGCAAUGUCUUGAUUAACUUGCUUAAGGAAUGUCAUAAAAAUCACAGCAUUCUGAAAUUGUUUGGUCAUUGCAAUGAUUUCGAUCAGGAGAUGAGACAAUGCUUGAAGGAGUACAUGGAAAAGAGGACCAAGAGCAGGGAGCAUGGCAAUGUGAUGCGAAAAGGACUUUUUAAUCCUACAGAGGGCUGAAGAAUAAAUGACAGGCAUAUCUUAUGAAGAAAGAAAAAAGAAAAGAAAAGGAAUCUCCAUGCUACUUUUUUCAUGCUAGCAGUUCUGGCCAAGAAGGUCAAAAACGGGAAAGUCUGGGACAAGUCCUCCUCACCCCUAAACUAGGAUAGAUUAUGUCUCCUCCCCACGUGGCUCUCUAGUUCACUCUCCACACAGUAAGUCUUCCAACGCGCAAACCUGAUCUUGUUAUCUUUUUUAAAAACCAUUUUAUUGUUCUCCAAAUUUAAUCCAAAUUUCUUAGGCUACAAGGUCCUGCUGGAUCAGGCAUUCUGGCACCCCGGGGCAACUAGGCCCCACCCGGUGAAGUGCAGUUCCCUCGGGCUAGUUAGUUCGUUUUCUCUCUCCCUCCCUUCCUCCCUCUCCACCGCGCCCUCUCCCUCUUCAGCCCUUUGCUUUUCACCUGCUUUCCCUCCCUUUGCCUGGAAACCUCUCCCCACUCCCGCUGCUCCGCCACCUCUCGGACCCCGCCUCAUCCCCAGGCCUCUGUUAGGAUGUCGUUUCUUCCAGGACGCCUUCCGAGGCUGCCCAGGGACGGUAGUAGCCCCAGUAGCGAAGGUGCUUGGGUUUUGGUCUAUCGCCUCGAAAUCGGAUUGUCAGAUUCAGGAGCGCAGAGGCCGAACACGCGCCGCCUGCGGUCUGUGCGUUAAGGCGUGACAUUUCUGGGCUUGAAUUAAAGGACCUCCCUCCAAGCCUGCUCCGUCUUCUGAGCCGCCUCAGAGCUGGUC